ACACUGGGAAACCUUUGGACCACUCCCCCUGUUGCUGAUGAUCAUUCCCGGCUAAGGCUGAGCCACCAUGGCCACGUCAACCAUCAAAGAGUUUCUUGUAACUUACUUAAUGCCAGAAAAAUGCUACUACGAGCUCUUCCUGAACUUUCACUUUCACGUGCCAUGCCUAAAGUUCGUACUAAACAAAACUGCCGGAUUCUGGAUCAUACUGGACACAUUCCUGGCACAACUGCCUCAGUUGAUAAAGAUGUUAUGGGGAGGAAGUGCAGAGGGUCUGAGUCUUAGCGCCUUCUUCUUGCAGCUUUAUGCUUUCUCGUGUCCUGUUGUGUACGCUAUGGCCAACAACUUCCCACUCUUUGCCUGGGCUGAUAGGCUCUUCAUGCUUGCCCAGACAGUGGCGAUCGUCUUCCUCAUCCUCCAUUAUCGCGGUGAUACGGUCCGAGGAGUUCUGCUCCUCUUUGCUCUCUGUGGUGUAAUGCUCCUCCUGCGCUCCUAUGCAGCAGCAGCAGUCAUCUCAGUGAUACAGGCCUCCAGUUUGGCGGCUUUCAUUGCAAGCAAGGUUCUCCAGGCUACAACAAACUAUCACAACGGCCACACGGGUCAACUAUCCACUCUGUCAGUGUUGCUUUCAUUUGCAGGCUGUCUGGGUGUGGCCUUUGUUUCUUUACAGGAAAAUGGAAACUCUCCUGUGAGUUUGUCACACAUACUGUCAGCCUGUCUCAGCUGUGUCCUUCUGGCUCAGAUCCUCUGCUACAAGGCCGGCGCUGUCAGCACUACAAAGAAGACAGUGUAGAGCACGGAAGACUUUCGUUUGGCUGAGGUAUCUGAAACUACAGCAAAGAUUUCUGGCACAACUUCACCUACUUCCAAGGUGCAUGGAGAGGAUGAAAGAAUUCACAAUGCAGGAACUCCAGCAAGACUUAAGGGAAGAUGAACAACUUUAAUAAUUGACCAACGCGUUUCGGCUUGUGGCUUUCAUCAGGGUCAUGGUAAAACAUUGUAGAAAAUUGCUUAAAUACAAGACAGGAAAAAUAAAAAAAUAAAAAUUAACCAAUCAAAACUUCAUAGAUAGAUCAGAUGACAUAUAACAGGUAGGUAAUGAUUAAUUGGUUAAGUCACGCAAAAGUAAAUACUGGACUAGAUCAUUAAUGAUGAGGAGGGGAGGAGACAUAAUCCCCACCUGUCUCAAUAUAACACGUGUGAAAUACAUAAGAAGAAUACUAUGAAUAUACAAAAAAAAAGGGACAAGGCAGUAUUUAAUAAUAAAAGGAGGUUCAUCUAGCAGUUGAAUUAAAAAACAAGAGGACAUCAUCCCAUAGGAACACAUUUGUUAAAAGGUCCUAAUUUAUGUCUCUAAAAUGUAGAGUUAAAAUGUAGACUUAAGAUGUCUAGAAUGCUACUCCGUUGGCUGAAAAAAUAAAUAAAUUUAAUCAAAUAAACAUUACCCAUGCGAGAAUAAUUUAACUGAUAAAAUUAGAAUAAAAACUUAAAAAAGGUUCAGCUCACAAAAACUCAUUGAUAGAAAAAUCCUCAUUCAUACCUCUGGGGUGCAGACUCUUAAAGCGGAAUAUCCAAAAUGCUUUUUUUCUGGAUAAAGUUAAUAUUACCACCUCUUUGGUUUAGUUUAAUGGCUUCAAUGCAUAGAAACAAUAAUGGUGAAUUUGGAUGUUUAUCAUUGAAGUGUCUUGCAACAUGGCUGGUUAGAUCAAGCCUUUUGAUCGAACAUCUGUGUUCAUUAAUUCGAUCUUUCAGAGGGCAGGAUGUUUCUCCUAUAUUCAUUUUAUUGCAUGGGCACUGUAUCAUGUAGAUUACAUUUUCAGUUCUGCAUGUGAUAAGUAUCCGAAACUACACAAGGACUGGACUAAAAAUCAGUGGCAGCAGGUCUUAUGAAGAGAUGAAAUCAAAUUCGAUAUUCUAUUUAGUUCAGAUCAUCAAUAUGUAUGGACGAGGGUAGAAUUGUACAAUCUCUAUUUUUGCUUUUUACACUGGAUUUUCAUGCGAGUUCCUGAUUUUCACUAGCAAAAUAUGAAGAAAUAAGGUUUGUCAUGAACAUUUGCACAGUAUUGUGUAACUGUGAAAUAUUGGUCAACUGUUUUUCUCAGUCAUUUUUUGUAAAAGUGUACAGUAUUA
Messenger RNA from Haplochromis burtoni (Burton's mouthbrooder), 2130 nucleotides. Its product is annotated as mannose-P-dolichol utilization defect 1 protein. Gene Ontology annotation, biological process: oligosaccharide biosynthetic process. NCBI's taxonomy places the organism in Eukaryota, Metazoa, Chordata, Actinopteri, Cichliformes, Cichlidae. The coding region runs from base 68 to 793 and encodes 241 amino acids. The record is from RefSeq and is a predicted model, not a curated record. The transcript is spliced from 8 exons.